AUGGACGGACGACAGCAGUAUGUCCCGGGACCCCCACCUUCCUCUCAAGCACAACACAUGAACCUACCUGGGCCUCCGCCGCGACAUCCCUCACAGGCCCCAACGCUGGUGCCGCCACCUCCUCCUGGUCCACCUCCUGGUCCGCCCCCGGGGGCGAAUUAUGGAGCUCCGACAGGAUGGCAGCAAAAUUGGAGCAGACCGGCGCUGAAUACGGGCUUCCCACCACCGCCGCCUCUUGCCCCCGCACCAAACCAGCAUUUGACAUACAACCGUCCACCAACUCAGCUGUCGGUCGUUCCUCCGCGACAUGAUCAAGCUUUGACGUCUGCAACAUACAUUCCCGGGAACGAUACUAUUGGCGUCGGUAUUCCCGGGUUGUUCGACCCCCACGGACGAGCGGCAGCUCCGUACGAUCCCUACGCGCACGCCAAUGCCGAGAGGCAACGAUUGGGUCUCAGCCAAAUGCAGGAUCAUAUCAAUACUUCAGUCCCGUACAAAACAGAUACAACCCUCCCACAGACCCCGGGUGGCCGCACUAUUGCUCCACCUUACGCUCUUCAUGGCAACAUCCAUGAAUUGACGUCCAACGACAGUCCGCAACAGCAAAUGACAGCUCCAACUACUGAGCUUACCAAGACCUCCAGUCAUCGCCACAAUAAUAGCAGUGCUUCGCUAGGUGGGCUGUCUCACAGUGAAGCCGCGAUCCAGUGGCCACUGGAUCGGGUGCUCCUCUGGCUCGCGAAAAAUGCGUUCUCCAAUGAUUGGCAGGAAACCUUCAAAUCAUUGGAGCUCCAAGGGGCUGACUUUCUCGAGCUGGGACUGGGAGCCGGUGGGCGAGGAAACCUUGGGAAAAUGCACCAAGUGGUAUAUCCUCAAUUGGCAAAGGAGGUUGGCAAAAGUGGCAAAAAAUGGGAACCUGGUCGGGAACGAGAUGAAGGAAAGCGUAUGCGCAAAUUGAUCCGUCAAAUACAUGAUGGUCCCCAAGAUCUCACCGUCUCGACGCCACUCAAUCAGACACAGCUGCCGGCGGCUGUGUUUCCUGAGAGUAAUCCUGCCUAUUUCCCCCAUCACGAGCCACGUUCUGCUGGCCCUAUCCCCGGUGUCAAUGAUGUGAGUCAAGAUCAUCUCAAUGUCCUGCAUGCUUCCAAUGCGGCACAAAAGCAGGUUGGACAGCGGUCUGUGACCAUGCCCGUGUCUGCUGGCCACGAUUCGCCGAAGUACGAAUCUCCAGCGCGCGAAACCUGGGUACGGGGUGACCAUCCGCGGUCUGAACAUACUCGGAAUGCCCUGGCGGGGAUCAAUAAUGACCAUCGACGCCAGAGUCCGUCCAUUGGCAGCGAAUCGGGCGUUUUUCAGGCAUCAAGUCUUCGGCCCCCAGAAGAAAGCCCGAAAAGCGGUAGCCCAGCCAUGCAGGCUGCUUAUGCAGGAUCCUUUUCAGCGUCUACUGGAGAUCUGACUUUGAGACAACCCGAGCAUUCUCGGGGCAACAGCACGGACUCGAUCGCUGGUUCCACCCGUGGCGCCACACCACGGUACUAUGAUCGUAGGCAAGGUCAAGACUUUGAACACCGUAGACAAGGUCAAGAUGCUACUCGUCCCUCCCCCCAAGAUGCCUCUGGUCGGCAAUGGAGUGACCAUACUGGUUCCUCGUACUCCAAAGAACAUGCCAAGGGCUUUUUCUCUAAUAUUCUGAAGAAGAAAACAAAAAUCACAACUUCCAGCCACCCAUCUCCCGAUCAAGGACAUGAGGAUUCAUCACCUACGACGAGCCCGGAGACUCGUCCGAAUGAGGCCUAUCUCCCUUACUCAAAGCCCAGUUUCAACUCUAGCGACAUGUCGGUCGGUGAGCGGCCAUCCACGGCUAGCACAGGAGCAAAAAAAUGGGUUUUUGUGACCACGGAUGGUCUAAAUUUCCGUUUGAUCGAUAUAUCAGAUAUGGAGUUUGCUGAGUCCCUACGUACCGGAAUUUGUCAAACCAUAGGUGUCGAGCCGACCAGUGCCCAGGUUUACCUCACCGAGCCCGGGCAGAGCGAGCAUGAAGAUGCUUUGAGCGACGCGACACUGAUGCACUCGCGUCGAAAUAAAUCAGAUGCAUACGGUUCUCUCAAGCUAUUUGUACGGGGAAUCCCGAUGCUUCCUAUGCCAACCAGUACUGCUCGGAUAGAUGGCUUAGGGCUUAACAUGUCCCCAACUGCAACCCCUCAUCAAGUCCACAGGAAACCGCUGGAUGAAGAAGCACUUAACAGAUUAUCACCUCAUCGCACCAUACCGGAAUCCCCACUGCUAGGCUCUCGGCAGAACACCCUCAAAGCCUCUACGGCAAAGACAUCCCCGGCAGAUAUCACAAAAGAUCCAAGCCAAACUCCUGUGUCUGACGAUGCAGACUUGCAGACCCGCCACGAGGAACACCUCCGCGAUGUGGAACGAAAGCAAAAGCAAUACCUGCUUUCUAAAGUACCACUUGGUCAGCACAAUCAAAAUGCCUACAGUGACACUGGGUACAGGCGAAACAAAAUCAUCGAUUUUGAUAGCCCUCGUAUCUCGCCUUACGACGAAAAGAAGGGAGACACACUUGUACCACUUCGCAAGCCUCCAAUGGCUCCAAUCGAGUCUAACACUCUUACCAAAGUCAACUCUCUCAGCAGGAGACCCACCCGUGAGACUCGUGAAACCCGAGCCCAGCCGUCGCUGGGAGCUGCAAUUGCUAGCAUUAGCCGCAUAACAAGCGCUGUCGGUACGCCAGCACCUUCGGUUCCAGUCGUCUCUAAGUCUUCGCCCAUCACCCGAGACAGUGCAAGCUCGGACUCUGAUCGAGCUGGAACAUUUGACUCCAUUGGGACUUCUUCAAGUAGAACGACUCUAGACUCUUCGAUGCCCUCUUCAAAAGCCAUAGAACAAGAUAAUCCACCAGUCUCGUUUGCCAAUCAAUCACCCGAAAACCCUGUUUCUGAUGACCCACCAAGACCGGCCUUGCAAACCCGCAAGUCAUUUGGCCCAGAGUUCGAUUUUGAAGAAAACCAAGUCUCUUUCCAGCGCACUCCUCAGACACAACAAGACUCCGAAGACGAUUCAGAUGAUGACUCCGACGAUGGCUUGUUCCAAGUUCGACCGUCAAGGGCCAAGGAAGAACCAGCAGUAGCGCAAGCCGAACCUGAAAGAAAGUCGGAAAGGCCUUCGCUCACAGUGAACACGAAAGGACAACUCGGACCCAAACCGUCUGUCAGAUUCAAAUCUCCAAGUACUGCCGGUCCCAGUUCUAGCGGAUAUGGAUCAGAUGGAAAGGAGCCGGUUUCCAGCACCUGGGGACCAGUGUCGCCUGAAGAUGAGAGACCAUUACCACGACGCGACUCAUUUGCCAGAGAUGUCUGGGCAAGCAGACCUGCGGUCGAAGGCGUUAUCGACCAUCUUGACGACUUCUUCCCCGACGUUGACCUUGACGCUCCUUAUCUGGAUGAACCCCCGUCGCCCAAUACCAGAGCUCCAAAUGGCGAAGACAAAAAGGAAAUCCCGCCACCCCUGCCACAUCUAGCCUCUAGUAAUACCAACUCCCAUGCAGCCGAUGCAUCCACCGUCCGACCGCCUGAACCUAUCAAUUUCGCUCGACAGAAACUUGCUCGUAGUGGCGCUGGUGGCGGUGGGCUAUCUCGCAUGAAAUCCAUCCGACAGGUAGCCCAGGGUGCGAACCGGACGAAGAGCGUCAGCGCUGCUGGCCCCCAACGCUCGGGUGAUCUCUUGCGCCGAAAGAGUACGAAGAUGUUCGGCGCCAAGAUCAUGCAAAUCAAGCCCCGACCCGGCACCAGGCUUAGCCAGCUUGAUCCCAUCCCACAAAACAAUCUCCAGAUGGCGUCGAAUACCGGCCCUGUUCCUCAGCGACAGCCUACGUUCCGCAUCAUCCGCGGUCAACUUAUCGGCAAGGGUACUUACGGCCGUGUAUACCUCGGCAUGAACGCGGACAAUGGUGAAGUCUUGGCCGUGAAAUUAGUUGAGAUCAACCCACGCAUUGCAGGCGCAGACAAAGACCGUAUCAAGGAAAUGGUCGCCGCCCUAGACCAAGAAAUCGACACAAUGCAACACCUCGAACAUCCUAACAUCGUGCAAUAUCUUGGUUGCGAGCGUGGCGAAUUCUCCAUUUCCAUCUACCUAGAGUAUAUCUCCGGUGGCUCUGUCGGAAGCUGUCUGCGCAAGCAUGGCAAGUUCGAAGAAAGCGUCGUCAGAUCACUCACCCGACAAACCCUCGGCGGAUUGGCAUAUCUGCAUGACAAGGGAAUCCUCCAUCGUGACCUGAAAGCAGACAACAUCCUCCUGGAUCUCGAUGGAACUUGCAAGAUCUCAGACUUCGGUAUCUCAAAGAAAACAGACGACAUCUACGGCAAUGACUCGUCCAACUCCAUGCAGGGUUCAGUCUUCUGGAUGGCCCCGGAGGUCAUCCAAUCCCAGGGCCAGGGCUACAGCGCCAAGGUCGAUAUCUGGUCUCUGGGCUGUGUAGUGUUGGAGAUGUUUGCUGGUCGUCGCCCAUGGAGUAAAGAAGAAGCCAUCGGCGCUAUCUUCAAGCUCGGCAGUUUGAGUCAGGCCCCGCCGAUUCCCGAUGAUGUUUCUAUGAACAUCACUCCCGCAGCUCUCGCGUUCAUGUACGACUGCUUCACAAUUGACUCGGCUGAGCGCCCCACGGCUGGAACUCUGCUCACGCGCCAUCCGUUCUGCGAGUCUGAUGCGAACUAUAAUUUCCUAGACACGGAAUUGUAUGCGAAGAUUCGUGAUGUUCUUUGA
Penicillium paradoxum is the source of this 4767-nucleotide messenger RNA. RefSeq lists its product as uncharacterized. The coding region runs from base 1 to 4767 and encodes 1588 amino acids. The record is from RefSeq and is a predicted model, not a curated record. NCBI's taxonomy places the organism in Eukaryota, Fungi, Ascomycota, Eurotiomycetes, Eurotiales, Aspergillaceae. Gene Ontology annotation, biological process: protein phosphorylation. The transcript has 3 exons. Gene Ontology annotation, molecular function: ATP binding; protein kinase activity.